AGAUGCUGGAGGGCAAGCCGCUGGCCGACAAGAUGCGUCCCGACACGCUGCAGGACUACAUCGGGCAGAGCAGGGCCGUGGGGCAGGAGACGCUGCUCCGCUCGCUCCUGGAGACCAACGAAAUCCCCUCGCUCAUCCUGUGGGGGCCGCCAGGCUGCGGUAAGACCACUCUGGCUCACAUCAUUGCCAACAACAGCAAGAAACAUAGCAUAAGGUUUGUGACAUUGUCUGCAACAAAUGCCAAGACAAAUGAUGUGCGAGAUGUCAUAAAACAAGCUCAAAAUGAAAAGAGCUUUUUCAAAAGGAAAACCAUCCUUUUUAUUGAUGAGAUUCAUCGGUUCAAUAAAUCUCAGCAGGACACUUUCCUUCCUCACGUGGAAUGUGGGACGAUCACUCUAAUUGGAGCAACCACUGAAAACCCUUCCUUCCAGGUCAAUGCUGCUCUCCUGAGCCGCUGUCGGGUAAUUGUUCUUGAGAAGCUUCCAGUAGAGGCAAUGGUGACUAUUUUAAUGCGAGCGAUCAACUCACUGGGAAUCCACGUCCUGGACUCCAGCCGUCCCACUGAUUCUUUGAGCCACAGUAGCAACAGCAGCUCUGAGCCCUCCGUGUUCAUAGAGGAUAAAGCAGUAGACACUCUGGCUUACCUCAGUGAUGGGGAUGCCCGAGCUGGGUUGAAUGGACUGCAGCUGGCAGUGCUGGCCAGGUUAAGCUCUAGGAAGAUGUUCUGUAAGAAGAGUGGACAAACCUAUUCUCCCAGUAGAGUUCUCAUCACUGAGAAUGAUGUGAAGGAAGGCCUCCAGCGAUCCCACAUUUUAUAUGACCGAGCAGGAGAAGAACAUUACAACUGCAUCUCCGCCCUGCACAAGUCCAUGCGGGGCUCGGACCAGAACGCCUCCCUCUACUGGUUGGCUCGGAUGCUGGAGGGAGGAGAGGACCCACUCUACGUGGCCAGGAGGCUUGUGAGGUUUGCCAGCGAGGACAUAGGUCUGGCAGACCCGUCUGCAUUAACACAAGCAGUUGCUGCCUACCAAGGCUGUCAUUUUAUAGGCAUGCCCGAAUGUGAGGUGCUUCUGGCCCAGUGUGUAGUCUAUUUUGCCAGAGCCCCAAAGUCCAUUGAGGUAUAUAAUGCCUACAACAAUGUCAAGGCCUGCCUGAGGAACCACCAGGACCCUCUGCCGCCGGUCCCCCUGCACCUGAGGAACGCGCCAACCAGGCUGAUGAAGGAUCUGGGCUAUGGCAAAGGCUACAAGUAUAACCCCAUGUACAGCGAGCCUGUGGAUCAGGAGUACCUGCCCGAGGAGUUGAGAGGAGUCGAUUUUUUCAAGCAAAGAUGGUGCUGACUCUCUUAGGCUGUGACAGCAGAAGGAUGCUGCUUUUUUUAGGGAGGGCCAGAAAGAAAGAGUAACUGGAUUGUGAAGUUGGUUGCCCGGCGGAAGUUAAAACAGACCAACAUUUUGUGCUAGAAGUAUAAGAGUUCCGUAGGUGGAGGAGCAGUUACUUCAACUAAAUGUGUAACAUUGAAAUUGUGUUCAUUUGCACUCUGUGCAAUGGUUAUGCUUAUGAAAAUAUCUGGCAGCUUUGUGCAAUGAAUAAAUGUUAUAAGGAAUUAUCUAUUUUGUCAUAGUAUUUAAGUCAUAAUGUCAUUUCAGAAUUCAGUUCUGUAGGAUUUUUUUUUUCUUUAAAAAAUGUAUAUUCUGGGUAGUUUCAAUUGGUAAAAAAAAAAAAUGUAAUUGUGAUUUAAUACUGCAUAGUGUUUUGGGUAUUUUUUUUAUAUGCAAAGGUCUUAUGAGCCAAUAAAACUAUUUCAAAGUA
Messenger RNA from Galeopterus variegatus (Sunda flying lemur), 1812 nucleotides. RefSeq names its product Werner helicase interacting protein 1 (gene WRNIP1). The record is from RefSeq and is a predicted model, not a curated record. Gene Ontology annotation, biological process: DNA-templated DNA replication; regulation of DNA repair. The transcript is spliced from 7 exons. Lineage: Eukaryota; Metazoa; Chordata; Mammalia; Dermoptera; Cynocephalidae. Gene Ontology annotation, cellular component: nucleus. The coding region runs from base 3 to 1340 and encodes 445 amino acids. Gene Ontology annotation, molecular function: DNA binding; ATP hydrolysis activity; ATP binding.